This is a messenger RNA of Clonostachys rhizophaga, 405 nucleotides long. The record is from the annotation of a GenBank genome assembly. Lineage: Eukaryota; Fungi; Ascomycota; Sordariomycetes; Hypocreales; Bionectriaceae.
AUGGUCACUCAUGAGCACGUCCGAAGAAUUUUCGAUGGGCCAGCCAAGGGCGACAUGUCUAGCUUUUGGCCCCAUGUUGAGCCCAAUGUUGACUGGAUUGUAAAGGGCACCCAUUGUGCGAUCGCCGGGCACUACCAUUCUAUCGAAGAGUUCCAGCAAGGCACCAGGGCUCUCUCAUCAACAUGGGCCGGCCCUCUGCACCUCGUAAUUCAAAGCAUAAUCAUCGAAGGCAACCAAGCGGCUGUUGAGCUCAAGGCCGUUGGUGUCAAGACCAAGAGCGGCGACCCAUUCCCUAAUGAGUACACGUGGCUCCUGGGCUUCAGCGACGACGGCAAGAUUGCGAGUGUCAGGGCAUAUAUGGAUACCGAUCUUGUCACUCGCGUUAUUGAGAAAAACGCCACUUAG